CCUUCUCCUUCCCCGCUCCCUCCCCCUCCACAAAAUCGAGUAGCAGUACACCACGGCUUAGCAAACAUGGCGGUCGUGUUAAGCUCUGCUUUCCGUCAAAUUCCUGCAAAAUUUCAGGGUGGGAAGAUAUUUUUGAAGAAUGGAGGAUCAUUAUACUACGCAAACAAUGACACUCAGAAGAGGAAUGCUGCCAAGUGGAUGCCAGACCCCAGAUAUAUAAGGCAGUUUGAAGGACCCUGGGAAGGUGCAGCCAAGGAGUACUGGUCCCUUUUACCACCAAACCAUCGUUUGCCUGUUCCUAUUGAGAGGAAGGUCCGCAAUGCCAUGCUUAACUUUGGUCCUCAGCAUCCUGCUGCUCAUGGAGUGCUACGACUUGUCUUGGAGCUUGAUGGAGAGGUGGUAAUUCGAGCAGAUCCCCACAUUGGUCUCCUUCAUCGCGGUACAGAGAAACUUAUUGAAUACAAAACCUAUACCCAAGCUCUCCCUUACUUCGAUCGAUUAGAUUAUGUCUCCAUGAUGUGCAAUGAGCAAUGCUAUUCUCUUGCUGUGGAAAAACUCUUAAAUAUUGAAGUUCCUCUGCGAGCCAAGUACAUCAGAGUCCUUUUUGCUGAAAUUACUCGGAUCUUAAACCACAUAAUGGGUGUUGGUACUCACGCCCUUGAUGUGGGAGCCAUUACUCCUUUUUUCUGGCUUUUUGAGGAACGAGAAAAGAUGAUGGAAUUCUACGAGAGAGUGUCAGGAGCUCGAAUGCACGCUGCUUAUGUCAGGCCUGGAGGUGUUGCAUUGGAUAUGCCAUUGGGUCUGAUGGAGGAUAUUUACGAGUUUGCUUCAAAGUUUGGUGAGCGUCUUGAUGAAGUUGAUGAUCUUUUAACCAAUAAUCCAAUUUGGACGGCUCGAACAAUAGACAUUGGUGUAAUCAGUGCUGAAGAUGCUCUUAAUUACGGAUUCAGUGGAGUUAUGCUGCGUGGCUCUGGCGUCAAGUGGGAUUUACGAAAGUCCCAACCCUAUGAUGCAUAUGACCUUGUAGAAUUUGAUGUACCAGUUGGAGUUAAUGGAGACUGUUAUGACAGGUAUCUUAUCCGAAUGGAGGAAAUGAGGCAAUCACUUCGAAUAAUUGAGCAAUGUCUUAACCAGAUGCCACCAGGCGAAGUUAGAACUGAUGAUGCCAAAGUUGCUCCUCCAACUAGAGCUGAGAUGAAGACAUCAAUGGAAGCUCUGAUUCAUCAUUUCAAGCUCUUCACCCAAGGUUACAGUGUUCCUCCUGGUUGCACAUAUACUGCUAUUGAAGCUCCUAAAGGUGAAUUUGGUGUUUAUCUGAUUUCUGAUGGAAGUUCAAAACCAUACCGGUGUAAGAUCAAGGCUCCUGGCUUUGCCCAUCUUGCAGCCAUUGAUAAAUUGGGAAAGAAUUUGAUGUUGGCAGACAUUGUUGCAAUUAUUGGUACACUUGAUGUAGUUUUUGGAGAAAUUGAUCGCUAAAUAUACUGAUUAAUCAAGGAAAAUAUAAAUAAUUGUACAGGGCUGUCAAAGUGAUACAUCAUUUUAGAAUGUAAAUAAAAUGUAUUAUAUCUUA
Molecule: messenger RNA, 1570 nt
Organism: Frankliniella occidentalis (western flower thrips)
Lineage: Eukaryota; Metazoa; Arthropoda; Insecta; Thysanoptera; Thripidae
Gene: ND-49
Product: NADH-ubiquinone oxidoreductase 49 kDa subunit
Exons: 10
Coding region: 67-1476 (469 amino acids)
Biological process (GO): mitochondrial electron transport, NADH to ubiquinone
Molecular function (GO): NADH dehydrogenase (ubiquinone) activity; NAD binding; quinone binding
Source: RefSeq, a predicted model, not a curated record